GUACUUAUCCCUUGCAUCGAUUCGUCCAUAUUUUCUCCCUCCACUUUUCGCUCUCGUACAUCAGAGCUGAUUAUAAUUUCACUAAAUUCUCUCUCCUCUAUCCGCGAGUGAAAGUAGGCGAUUACGAAGUCGUCAAAUAAAAUACCGAACGAACGUUAUAAUUGCUUGCUAUUUUUAAAAACCGUUGAAUAAUCGCGUGGAAUAAAAAUAAAAGGAACUAGACUUUUUCGAGAGGAUAAUUAAGCCGGGACGUGUGCGUACGUCGGUUCAACGGCGCGCAGAUGUAACACAACAAGUAUAAUGGUAAUAAUUCGUGCAAUAAAAAGUAAGUAAGCACAGUACAUAUCGAUUAGCGCUGAUUCGCGAAACUUACUUAAAGCCGAACGAUGUUUCGUUCUCUCGCUACCAAACAAGAUGCGAAACGUAUAUGAGUUUAUGCAUGUAAGUUGGUAAGCGUACACGUGUGCGGUAUCCCUAUCCGUAUACGAAUGUGUGUGUGUAUAGAGCAGGUAGAGUUUAUACUAACAAUAAGUCAUGGUUAUAGAACAAAGCAAAGAGGUGGUUGUUGCUCGGCGUAAAUUGUCCCUGUGUCGAAAGUUGUUGGUGAGUUAUUGCGUUGUAUCUGGACGGGCUGCCAGUAACUGGCCUACUUCCAUGUCUUACUUGCCGAUUCGCAAUCACGUACACGAUACUCGGUAUGCACGUACACCGCACCUAUACCGGCAUAACGCGGAGGCUCUUCGUCUUCCAACGUCUCCCAAGGCGUCGAGGCGAUACAGACAAACCGAAGAAAAGUACGACCUACAAUGUCGCAUGACACCACGAUUAUACCGGAUUUAAAUUAACCGUAGAGUACAUUAUCAGUUACAUCAUUCGCACGUUGCACAAUAACAACGCCGAUCAGAUUUUCAACUCCUGCAGGUGUAUUCGCUGUUGUAUCUGACGUACGAAAAAUGAGUACAGAGUAUUGAUGAAUAAAAUGUGAUAAAAAAAAAGUGCAACGGUAUAUAUUCUACUUUCCGAUGACAGGGAAAAGUGAGUGUAUUUGUUUAUCCCGUAUAGUACCACCUGCCGCUCGAGGGUUGCCUUGACUUCCUUCGGCUUCCGGAUUAACAUUCCAGCGGGCCGAGCGGCUGCGGAUAAUGUGGCGUAUAUAAAGUCUAGCGAUAGUAAAAAAUAUCGCUAAUUCCCAGUCCGCGAGUCUAGUAGAGCUAGUUGGCUGCAGGUUGUAAACGUAGGCAAGAAACUCGCAUUCAUCCGACAAAUUAACGAGUUUAAUAAUUUCCACUGUUCCAGGAGCAAAAACACUUUACUCCAACAUUUCCCCUCCCCCC
Messenger RNA from Athalia rosae (coleseed sawfly), 1334 nucleotides. RefSeq lists its product as uncharacterized. The record is from RefSeq and is a predicted model, not a curated record. The coding region runs from base 535 to 840 and encodes 101 amino acids. The transcript is spliced from 2 exons. Lineage: Eukaryota; Metazoa; Arthropoda; Insecta; Hymenoptera; Athaliidae.